UGCUCAUUUAAAAACUUAACAUUUUUUGAUUCAUUCAGAAUAUUGGUAAAUAGUAAACAUAUAUCCUACUGUGUAGGAACCUUUUAGAGCGGAAAGGAAAUGUGUGUCUUGUUUUCAGGAAAUCGAUGAAACUUUUGUGCGUCAGUAUUUUGCGUUCGUGUGGAAACAACCAUAGAUUGUCUGGGACUGUAUGGAAAUUUAACACGUCUGUGAUCCUUGGUCUUACAGUAUUGUGAUGUUUACGGGGCAUAAUCUUUACCGACGUCGUCGCGUGAUUGUUAACUGCAGCAAGAAACAUUACAAACACCUCUGAACAGCAGUUCUGUGGCUAACUUGUCUUGCAGUAACGCUAGCUAGCAAAGCAGCUACAGUUUUCCAAUAACUUUAUGAUCAUGUUGGGACUUUUAUCGCCCCACACAUACCCUCGUUAUGUACAAAUAUUUUGCAGAUCAUUUAAACCCACAACGAUACACAGAUGUCAAUCAUUCUCAAUUAGCUGUCAGUCUGAGGAGUAUAUCAGGAGAUUUAUUUCCGAGAACACAGAGAUAGUUGGAGAACAGAGCCUGACUCCAGAGGUGAAACUGAGACUGUUCACCCAAAACUGCAGAUUUUGGCGUGAAAGGCCAGAGCUCUGGCCUUUCGAUGACCCUUACUGGGCUAUAUAUUGGCCAGGAGGACAGGCACUCUCAAGGUAUCUUUUGGACAACCCUGGCGUGUGUCGGGAUAAGACAGUUCUGGAUCUGGGGAGCGGCUGUGGAGCCUCAGCCAUUGCUGCAAAACUAUGUGGUGCUGCUCAUGUAGUUGCCAAUGACAUUGACACUGUUGCAGUCGUUGCAACUCAAAUGAACUUUGAGCUGAACGGCCUGGAGCCACCUGUUUGUCUCACAAACAACAUGAUUGGUGCACAAGCUAAGGGGUUUGACCUGAUCCUCCUGGGUGACAUGUUCUAUGAUGAGGCUCUAGCCAGCAGCCUUCACAGCUGGUUGCAGUACUGCAUCAAAACCCAUGGCACUAAAGUCCUGAUCGGAGACCCUGGAAGAGCCCAGUUUGUGGAACAUGACAUCCGACAAUUCCUGCGUCAGCUGGCUCAGUUUGACCUGCCGGAGUCCGUCAAAGACGAGAACUACGGUCUGACCAGCAGCAGUGUUUGGUGCUACUGUCCUGAACUCUGAGGAGCGGAGACGAUCCUGUGUCCUUUUCUGUUUGAAUGUAAUUAAUAUGUCACAUGAACUCACCUCCAAAGGACUAUGUGAGGUGUUUUAAAUAUUUUGUAGUUAUUUUUCUUUUCUAUUUCUUGCAGUUUUUACAUAAACUUAUGUACAAAGUAAAGUCUCUACAGAACAAAGUGUAGGAAUGAGUAGCCAAUAUGGGGCCUAAAAUGUUUAAUAUUAAAUGCAUGCAUGUAAUUAUGAAAUGAAGAAUCACAUAAUGAAGUGCUGUAUUUAUUUUUCAUAUCAUGUUGACUUUGGGUCUCCAUCAUGUGACCUGGUAUUUUUUGUGGGACACUCACAAAAAUGUUCCUUUCUGCUGUUAGUUCCUUUAACAGAAAUCUUCACCCUUGUUCCAGAACAAAGAAGCUGUGCAGCAUUUAAUAUAUUAUAUAAGAUGUUAGUAACCAUCUCCUUCUCUAAGUGGGAAAAGAUCUGAGAUCUGUGAAGCCCUUCAAGAGAGAGCAGUAAUGUAUUGACAAACAGCACAAUGGGAAAUCUGCAAUAUUCUUAAGAGAAACCAGUCAUUUUAACCAAAAUAAGCAUUUUUUUGAAAGUCAUUAUGCUUGUGUUCCCCCACUGUGGCAGUAAUACAAAAUGUCCUCAUUUUUUCUUCAUAACUAAAACUGCUGCUCAGAAUAGAAAUCACAUCAGUGUUUGAAGCUUGUAAAAUGACAGCCCCCAGUCCUUCACAGGGUGUGAGAUCCACCCAUGUGAAAGUUCGCCAAAAGCAAAAAAGCUGUCACGA
Molecule: messenger RNA, 1956 nt
Organism: Chelmon rostratus (copperband butterflyfish)
Lineage: Eukaryota; Metazoa; Chordata; Actinopteri; Chaetodontiformes; Chaetodontidae
Gene: etfbkmt
Product: electron transfer flavoprotein subunit beta lysine methyltransferase
Exons: 3
Coding region: 387-1172 (261 amino acids)
Biological process (GO): peptidyl-lysine trimethylation
Cellular component (GO): mitochondrial matrix
Molecular function (GO): protein-lysine N-methyltransferase activity
Source: RefSeq, a predicted model, not a curated record